Messenger RNA from Anarrhichthys ocellatus (wolf-eel), 2992 nucleotides. Its product is annotated as TBC1 domain family member 15. Gene Ontology annotation, biological process: activation of GTPase activity. The transcript has 10 exons. Gene Ontology annotation, molecular function: GTPase activator activity. Bases 259 to 1638 code for a protein of 459 amino acids. NCBI's taxonomy places the organism in Eukaryota, Metazoa, Chordata, Actinopteri, Perciformes, Anarhichadidae. The record is from RefSeq and is a predicted model, not a curated record.
CAGUCAUAUGACUCCCGGAUGGCCGAAUGAGACCCAACAGGCCGUGAAAUGGUUUGCUGAAAGUCAUUCAAUAUUGUUUGUGAUCUUGAACGGGUCGAUUCCUGUUGGCGGAAGUCAGUCCCGGUUGGUUUCAGCUCCCGAUGGGUUUUUGGGACGUUGUUUAGUGAGCAGUGGUGUGCAUGAGGAUGACAGUUUGUUGUCUGUUGGCAAGCGCUGCUUCACCUGUUCGUGGUGGGAUCGCGACUACUGCAGGCACCGAUGGAAGACUCGAAUCACGGGAGUCCGCGACCGACAGCCGGAGAUGAGACAAGCUCCCCGGAUAGUCACCAAUCCGGUGCCAGCUUCCAGAGGAAAGUAGCAGCGGUCAGCUCUCCUGCUCAGUCCGUCGCACGUCUCACCUUACCUGGAGUCAUGGACGCCGAGGGGAGGGUCGACGAGUCACGGCUGAGGAUGCAUAUUUUCAAAAACGGUGGCGUGUGUCUCUCUGAGCGUGGUCUGGCGUGGAGUUUCUUGUUUGGGAUGUACCCUUGCAGCUCGACAACUUUAGAGCGCUCUCUGCUGCAGGAGCAGAUGGUGGUACGUUACCGGGUCAUGAAGAGAAAGUGGCAGCAGUUCCUUCCUUUGGCCGUGCGGAUGCACCUUAACGGCACUGACGCUGAGUUGGUGGCAGCAGUCAGGUACUUUGACCAGAGGCAGGCACUGGCUCAGCAACAUACCCAGGACCAGUCUGAGGAGGUCAGGGACAGACUGGCUUUCUUGGAGCUUCAGGCACAGAUAUUGUUUGAGCGAGUCACGUUUGACCAAGAGGAGCUGCGGGAAGCCACACGCAUUAUCGGCAAGGAUGUAGCGAGAACUAACAGAGACCUGAGCUAUUAUCAGGGUGAAGGUUCAGCCAACCUCUUGGUUUUGCGAGAUAUCCUCAUCACUUAUGCUGCUUUUCAUCCAGAGGUCAGUUAUGCCCAAGGAAUGAAUGACCUGUGCAGCCGGUUCCUGGAGGUUCUCAACUCUGAGGUUGACGCUUAUUGGAGUUUCUCCUGCUACAUGGAGAAGUUCUCCAAGGACUUCAGGGCUGAUGGUCUGCACAGGAAAAUAGAGUUGGAGGCAGCCCUGCUGAAGGAACUGGACCCUCAGCUUUAUGCUCAUUUGGUCACAGACAGCAUGGAGAGCUUCACCUUCUGCCACAGGUGGCUGCUGCUGGGUUUCCAGAGGGAGUUUGAACACAGUGACGCAUUACGUUUGUUCGAGAUCCUGAGUUGUGACCACCUGGAGCUUAUCUCCCAGCAAGUAGACCGAGCCCGUUAUAAGGAAAGGCUUGCACGAAAAUGCGGCACAGAGGACAAUUCAGAGUCAGAGCUGCAGGCCAUCAACACUGACUUCACAUUUGAGCUCUUCAUCUGUGCAGCCAUCCUGUUAGAGAACAGAGAGUCUCUGCUGCGUUGCCGUGAUGAAGUACAACUUAUCCAGUUUACUAGCAGCCUUCAGGGAACACUGGAACUGAACAGCACGCUAAAGAAAGCAGAGCACCAUUUGUACAACUACUGCAAGCGCUGUGCUCGAGACUAUAUGUGCUGUAAAACGGACAAUAGCAAAGAAGAGGACUUUCUUUAUCAAAUCCGUAGUUUACUUCUUUUAAGGUGAAAGCUACUAUUUAAAUACCUGAUGUCAAAGUCUCUUAUGAAACUGUAAUUUGUAACAAGGGACAUAUAAUCCCUAUUUAGAGUUUUGAUGGCACAUUUGUUGUUUUUAUUUCUGAGGGAAACACACUGAUGGCUGCUUACCUUAAAUUGUAUCCAUAACUGCUGUCUAUUAUAAAUGUACAGUAUUUAUUGUUUGACAGUUGACCUACAUCAACUGUGAGUUAUUUUGGUUGCUCUCCUUAACUGCAAUUAUAAUAUAAAGCUUAAGCUCAAUAUCUUACAGAUAGGAAUCACGCUUCAGAGGAUUUGUUUUCCGGGUGAUGCAAUAUUCGACUGCAUGUGUGAAAACAUGAGAUCUGGCGUGUCGCAACAGGUGGUGUUUGUAACAAACUGCAGUUAUAUUUAAUGCCAGAUGGUCUCUGUGUCAGAGAUGCCUAUGUAACAAGAAUAGACAUCCAGUUUUGCGCUCUGGCAGAGGGACCAUGUACUAGAGGGAAGGAAAAUUACUGCACUACUGUCUUUUAAACUGAGAAUGAAACAUGUACACUAUAUAAAUAACCAAAAAAAUGAUACCUCAAUAAACCUGCUGAUGAUUGUUUACUAUAUGGUGUUGGCAAUAUCCAUGUUCAGUUUGCUUAUUUACCUUACAUAAAACAGGAAGUCAGCAGUGUGAAAACUAAUAAUUUAAUUCAUGCUCUGAAUGAAAACCCCCUCAUAUUACUAACCAACUGCAAGUAAUAGAUUAACUGGGAUAAGAAAAAGUAUAGGAAUGCAGAAACGUAUGAAUGUACAUGAGUUUCUGUCACCACAGUUAUUAUAUUCAUCUAUACAGUGUAUAUAUUGUAGUUUAGUCCAUGUGGAUGGACUACAUUUACUAUACAUGCAUUAACGUAGAUAGCUUUUUUUUCAAUUUUUGCCUCUUAUUUACCCGUUCACACAUGCCAACAGCAGCAGAGCAUGGUUCACUGUAUUGCUCAAGGACACAUUAUCAAGUGGAGUGUGAACCAGAAGAACUGGGGAUCAAACCUCCAACCCUGUGAUUAAUGGACUACCUGCUCUAAAUUCCUCAGCCACAGCCACCUCACAAAUACUGUGAUCGAUCUAUUUCAGGUUCUAAAAUGCAAAUGGUUUUAACAUCUGGCUGAGUUUUGAGGCCCUUAAACAUCUGUUUCAGACAAAGGGCACAUUGAUUGUCUAUAUGAUUCCAGAAGUUUUAGGCUAUCCAGAGAUGUUCAUAAUGGUUAAAAACGCUUUUGAGAAAUGUAACACUAUAGUGAUCCAUUUUUAAUUGAAGUUGUUAGUUUGUUUUGCUCAACUGGCAGAGGGUUACAGAUGUAACAACAGCAAGCUUUCUU